Messenger RNA from Anopheles aquasalis, 2966 nucleotides. RefSeq names its product proton channel OtopLc-like. Gene Ontology annotation, cellular component: membrane. Gene Ontology annotation, biological process: proton transmembrane transport. The record is from RefSeq and is a predicted model, not a curated record. NCBI's taxonomy places the organism in Eukaryota, Metazoa, Arthropoda, Insecta, Diptera, Culicidae. Gene Ontology annotation, molecular function: proton channel activity.
GAGACAUCGCGAGAUCAGCUGCCCGCAGACAAACACAUAACGCACCAAGCGGGGAAACGGGGGAAGGUGAAGCCCCCUGCUGCCUUUUUUGGCGACAGACAAACAGGCAGACAGACAGACAAUGUCGAAGCUAGCUACGAAGAGCUUGAGCAACGGCGAGUAGGGAGAGCGCACACGUUAGUGCGAACAAACCGAGUCCGAGUAGCCGCGACGCCCGCGAGUGACGCAUCAUCACAACCAGCCAGCUCCAGCUCGGAACGUAAUUGCAUCCUCCUCGCCUCCUUCCUCGUGAUGGCGGCGACCGUAAGCGCGGCCAAAGCGAACACCGAACGCAACAACGGCUGGCACCUUCGCCCGGACGUGCACUCCAGCGUCACCGGCAGCGUGGCCGACAAUGUAGCGACGGCGGCGGUGGCCAGCGGUGAGCGAUUCGACUGCGAGCUAGCAUCGUCCGGGGGUGGCAGUUCAUCGGGCGAAGCCAGCGAGGACGAGGAGAACGUGGGCCAGCCAGCGCGCAUCGGCCACGGUGACGAUGGUGUGGUGCAGCGGGCAGUAACAGCGCGCGAUCCACCACCGUACGCCGACGAACCCUUACUACCUUCGAACGGUGCCAGCAAACCAGCUGCCACCAGCAAAGGCAUGCCAGGCAAAUACAGCAGCAGCGGCAGCGGCGGCAGCGGCAGCAGUAGCAACAAUAAUCACCACCAUCAUCAUCAUGGCCACCACGCUGGGCACUAUCACGGUUCCAGUACGGUGCUGGAUCAGAUCCCGGAAUCGGACCAGGAAUCAAAGCGCAAGGGCACCAGCACUGGCGGUGGUGGUGCUGGUAGUGGUAGUGAGCAGCCACAGCAGCCGCGUCGCCCUUCGUUCGUGCUGCCGGCGAUCCCGGACCGGAGUCCCGGUGGUGACGUCACCGGGCCCAACGUGACGUCCCACCAGAACAAACCAUCGAUGCUGAUGGCCGCCAUCCGGCGCGGUUCCCUGGCGUGGCUUCCCGGGCGCCGCCACCAACCGAACCCGCACGAGCUCGAGUCGAACCUGGGCAGCAAGGUGUCACUGAGCCCGCCCCCGCCGGUGGCCACCGGUGCCCACUGUGAGCAGGCGAUCGAGUCGCGCCGCAAGAAUCGACGUUUUGGCGAUGACGCACUGAGCACCGCACUGUCCGCCCUGUACGCCAAGAUUGUCGUCAUCCUCGGCAUUGCGCUCCCGGUGACGGAGAUACUGUCCGCGCAGAUACCGGCCAACGUGUACCAGGGUUUCUACCUCUUCCUCUACACCGUCAGCAUCGCGUUCGUCAUCUUCGUGUACGGGUCGACGAUGCGCCAGCGUGCGGUGAUGACGCGCAUCCAGAGCUACCACGAAAAGACGAGCAACGUGGUGACACGGAAACGGGUACCACACUUUGGCAGCUUCUAUCUGCGCGUCGGUGCGAUCGCGUUCGGCAUCGGCACGAUGGUCUACUCCGGGCUCGAGUUUGGCCAGUACUUCGAGCUGAACGCAUCGCCCGGCUGCUCCAGCAUCUUCAUCGCACUGACACCGGCCGCCCGGAUGCUCCUGUCGCUCGUGCAGAUGCAGUUCAUCUUUCUCAACGCUUCGGAGCUCGAUAUGGCACGCCACAAGGUGUUUGCCCGGUUCGGCCUGAUGCACAUGGUCGCCACCAACCUGUGCGAGUGGCUGUACGUGCUGGUGGAGGAAACGAAGCACGAAAUUCACCACCUGGCGCACCUAUCCGGACCGGCCCACCACGACACAACGACACCACCACCACCAGUGACACCCGAAACGUCAACAAACCACACGCUUGUGCGGCGCUCGGUAGCUGUCAACCCGGACGACUACCUUGACUGCCAGCGGACCAACAUCAUGGGUUCGCUCGUCCAGAACGUGUCACCGUUCCUGUUUCCCUGCACCAUCGAGUACUCGCUGAUCUGUGCCGUCAUCCUGUACGAGAUGUGGAAGAAGGUGAAGACGAUCGCGGAGAUUGACCGGACGAGGCGCAGCUCGAUCAAGAUUGUGACCGGUGGUGGUAGCGGUGGUGGUGGCGGUGGUGGCGGUGGUGGCGGUCACUUUGCCUCCAAGUCGGCGCACCACUUCUCGGUCGACUGUUCCCGGGCGCACCGCGGUAUGUUCGGGGGCAUCCUGCUGACCGUGCUGACCAUCAUCUGUCUGAUCAUGUACUUUGUGCUGUACGACGAGCCGGGCUACGAGUACUUUGCGAUCCAGGAGGUAACGAUCGCGGAAACGCUCAUGUACACGGUGACGGCGGUGGCGGUGGUGGUGGCGAUGCUGCGGAUGCGUGAUCUGCGUUACCAGCGCCGGAAGAACGAUCACCAUGCCGGUUCGAUCAGUCUCGACUGUACGCUGCUCGUGCUCGCCCAGACCGGUGUGUACGUGUACGGGAUGUUUAGUAUCGUCGGGAGCUACUUUUCGCUCCAGCAGGAGGUUCGUGGUGCGCGGGAGGGGCUGGUGGCGGAGCUGCUCGGGUUGCUGCAGACCUCGCUCCAGACGCUGUUCAUCUUGAACGCGGUGUGGCGCCGGUGCCGCGGUGCACAGCAGAACCGCACCAAACCGGGCCGCCAGAUCGUGACGUUUCUGCUGGUCGCCAACAUGGCGAUGUGGUUCAUUAACACGCUGAUCAAGGGGCGGGCCAGCUUCCGGCCGUCCCAUCUGGACUUCUUCGGUACGUGGGCCUGGACCGUCAUCACGCACGUUUCGAUGCCGCUCGCCAUCUUCUACCGGUUCCACUCGACGAUCUGUCUGUUCGAGAUCUGGAAGUCGACGUACAAGGUGAAGGAGCAUCAUUAGCGCGCUCACCCUACCUUUCUCCACCGGAACAGUAUUACUUUCCCCCGCCUUCCCGUAGCCUUUCGGGAUUUGCCUAUCGUGCCCUGCAUUGCCCGUUUCUGUAUGUGUUUGUUAGCGCUGUGUGUGCAUUAGACAAUAAAUUUUUGGUUGUUCUGUUUUGA